Spirodela intermedia is the source of this 204-nucleotide messenger RNA. Lineage: Eukaryota; Viridiplantae; Streptophyta; Magnoliopsida; Alismatales; Araceae. The record is from the annotation of a GenBank genome assembly.
AUGCCCUGCGUGUCCACGACGGGGAAGGGACCCAACGGGAAGACGAUAACCGGGUUGCUGUACAGGUACACGGCGGCGGAGGUCUCCAUCGUCUGCGUCUGCCAUGGGAGCUUCUUCUCCCCCGCGGAGUUUGUCAAACACGCCGGGGGAACCGAGAUGGAAGCGGCCAACCCUCUGCGGCACAUCACCGUCGUCCCCUUCUGA